AUGAGGCGAGGUCACGUGGCUCCGAGGACGACAAUUAUAGAAACAAUCAUCCGGAAAUUUGACACGCACAAUAGAAGUUUCCUCGUAGCAAAUGCUCAACCGGGUAGCUGUCACAUUAUUUACUGCAGCGAUGGAUUUUGUAAAAUGUCUGGAUUUUCAAGAGCCGAGGUCAUAGGGAGACCCUCCGUUUGCGAAUUUCUUCAUGGUCCUCUCACGUCUCAAUUGGCCGUUCAAUCGGUCAAACAAGCGUUCAAUACAUACGUUGAAAAACAUCAGCAAAUUUUAUAUUAUAGAAAAGACGGUAAGUUUUUCAUUAUUAUUAUUAUUGUUGUUGUCGUCCUCGUCGUCGACGUCGUCGCACGUGAACGUCACUUUCGAUUUUUAGGUUAA
Messenger RNA from Pediculus humanus corporis (human body louse), 390 nucleotides. RefSeq lists its product as uncharacterized. The transcript is spliced from 2 exons. Gene Ontology annotation, cellular component: nucleus. Lineage: Eukaryota; Metazoa; Arthropoda; Insecta; Psocodea; Pediculidae. The coding region runs from base 1 to 390 and encodes 129 amino acids. The record is from RefSeq and is a predicted model, not a curated record.